Molecule: messenger RNA, 2131 nt
Organism: Actinia tenebrosa (Australian red waratah sea anemone)
Lineage: Eukaryota; Metazoa; Cnidaria; Anthozoa; Actiniaria; Actiniidae
Product: glutamyl aminopeptidase
Biological process (GO): proteolysis; peptide catabolic process
Cellular component (GO): cytoplasm; membrane
Molecular function (GO): metalloaminopeptidase activity; peptide binding; zinc ion binding
Source: RefSeq, a predicted model, not a curated record
GGUUCGUCAAUAAUAAGAAUGUUGGCUAAUUUCCUUGGAGAUGAUGACUUCAAAAAAGGUCUUCAGUACUAUCUUCAAACUUACGCCUUUAAAAAUGCAGAAACCAAAGAUCUUUGGAAUGCCCUGGGAAAAGUUAGCAAGACUGAUGUCAAGGCCAUCAUGGAUACGUGGACCUUUCAAAUGGGAUAUCCUGUGGUCACGGUGAAGAGGAAUGGUAACAAAGUAAGCUUGUCACAGAAGCACUUCCUGUUGGAUCCAAAUGCAAAUGUCACGGUCACGUCACAGUAUAACUACAAGUGGUACAUACCAUUCACCUAUGUCACGCAAGAUCAUCCCAAUAUUUCGUCCCUUGUCUGGAUGAACAUGACUUCCGCUGAGACAGCGGUUUCUGCAAGAACUAAAUGGAUCAAAGGAAACUACAAACAGCAUGGUUACUACAGAGUGCAUUACGAUGAAGACAACUGGAAGGCGUUGAGCAACCAAUUAAAUACCAAUCCCGAGGUAUUUUCUGCUCAAGACAGGUCCAGCUUGAUUAAUGAUGCUUUCAGCUUGGCCAGGGCGGGUCUUGUAGAAUACCAAACAGCCCUGGAUAUGUUACAAUACUUGACUAAAGAAGAUAAAUACGUGCCUUGGAAGACUGCGUUAAGCAGCUUGAGUUACCUGAAGACGGUACUGGGCAACAGACCUUGCUUUGGUAACCUACAGAAAUUUAUUCGUAAUAAAGUCAGACCACAUGUGGAAAAACUUGGUUGGGAGCCUCGAAGUGGACACAUUGAAAAGUUCUUCCAGGUGUCUUUGUUGGCAACAGCUUGCAACAAUGGCGACAAGGAUGCAAAGAAAAAUGUAACUGAUAUUUUUAUGCAAUGGAAAGACGGUCAAAGACUAACAAUAGAUGUUGACAUACGUUCAUUGGUUUAUCGGUAUGGAAUAGCUAACACUGGUCCUGAUGAAUGGCAUUGGUUGUUCCAGAAAUUCUUGAACACAACAGACGUGACUGAAAGAAGCAAACUUAUGGCUGCUUUGGGCUCGAGUAACCAGCCUUAUAUACUAAACAAGUUUUUACAAAGUUCGUUGAACUCGAGUUUGAUUCGUUCCCAGGACAUGGUUAGCGUGAUCAGUUACGUCGCUUAUAAUCCUGUUGGCAAAUACCUCGCCUGGAACUUUGCGCGCUCCAACUGGGAAUUACUAUUAAAUACGUUCGGCACCAGUACCUUCCGCAUGACCAGUUUGGUCAACGCUAUCACGAAUGCGUUCAAUACAGAAUUUGAUUUAGCUGAGAUGCAAAAAUUCUUUGCGGAAUCUAACGCAGGGACAAGUGAGUCUGCCAGAAAACAAGCCGUCGAACGAACCAAGACGAAUAUCGAAUGGCUGAAGAAAAACGAGGCCCAAGUUGAAGCUUGGCUGGAAAAACAUGCAUAAAACAUUAUAAUCAUUUAACGAGAAAAUAACGAAACGAGCGAUUUUUUUCUCUCCAUAUACUUCUUCAUUUUUCUUUAUGCAGUCCUACGUACAAGAAUUCUGUUUCUUGAUUUACACAGUUCGAUGUUUCCUAGCAUCUACCGCACAACAUGCUGACGCCAAGUUCAAGCUGCCACGAGUCGAAAGCAAGUCGUACGAUCGAUUUACACGAAGCAAUUCGUGUCGUCAACAUGGUGCGCGCGACAACUGUGAGAAAAAUCGAACCGUGUAAAUCAGCCUUUUGCGAUUAUUGAUUAUACAUUCUGUUAAUAUAAGACACUAUGAAAAGUGUGAUGAUUACCCGCUGGACUGGGGUGGCUUUGCUCGUUGACUCUAUGGCUACGUCAUCCUUUUUAGGAGUAAUAGGUUUGAGCCCGCGUUCAAAACCUUACUGCACACUGCGUACGCAGAUAAUUGUUACCUUAUAAUCAAUGAACGAUAUGAUAUACGGUAAGACCUUACUGUACACUGUGUACGCAGAUAUUCGUUACCUUAUAAUCAAUGGACGAUAUGAUGUACGGUAAGACCUUACUGUACACUGUGUACGCAGAUAUUUGUUACCUUAUAAUCAAUGAAUGCUAUGAUAUACGGUAAGACCUUACCGUACACUGUGUACGCACAUAAUUGUUACCGAGUUGAAGCAGAGUGAAAUAAAUAGACUGAUUCUCUUUCA